Molecule: messenger RNA, 3496 nt
Organism: Erigeron canadensis
Lineage: Eukaryota; Viridiplantae; Streptophyta; Magnoliopsida; Asterales; Asteraceae
Product: calcium-transporting ATPase 1-like
Exons: 7
Coding region: 231-3275 (1014 amino acids)
Biological process (GO): calcium ion transmembrane transport
Cellular component (GO): intracellular membrane-bounded organelle; membrane
Molecular function (GO): calmodulin binding; P-type calcium transporter activity; ATP hydrolysis activity
Source: RefSeq, a predicted model, not a curated record
UUACACUUUUACUGUAUGAAUUCUUUCCCAAAAACCUGGUCAACUCAAAACUCAUCAUCUCCCUCUCUCUAAUUUUCAAAAAAAUAUCAAAACAAUCAAACCUAACAUCAUUAUCUACCUAAUCACACACACACACACCGAAAUUUUAGAUCCGAACCGAAUCGAUGUCAAUUUAAAGCUUAUAUAUACAACAACAAAGCAUCGGUUAUUUUGAAACUGAAGCGGCAGUUAUGGAGAGCUAUCUGAGUGAUAACUUUGAAGUGAAGCCGAAAAACUCAUCGGAAGAAGCUUUACAGCGAUGGAGGAAACUGUGUUGGUUAGUUAAAAAUAAGAAACGGCGGUUUCGUUUCACUGCUAAUCUCUCCAAACGAUUCGAAGCUCGAGCUAUUCAGCGAUCUAAUCUGGAGAGUCUAAGAACAUUGAUGCUGGUUUCGCAUGCGGCAAUUCAAUUUCUUAAUGGUAUAACUUACAGCGUACCUGAAGAAGUAAAAGCUGCAGGGUUUCAAAUUGGCCCUGACGAAUUGGGAUCAAUAGUUGAAAAGCGCAGCAUGGAAAAGUUGAAAGCCCAUGAUGGGGUUGCAGGCAUUAUGAAGAAGAUCUCUACAUCCAUAUCCAAUGGAAUUCCUACCUCUGAGGAUUUACUUAACACAAGAAAAAACAUUUAUGGAAUUAAUCAAUUUGCUGAGAGCCCGUCCAAGGGUUAUCUUGUUUAUGUAUGGGAAGCCCUCCAAGACACAACCCUCAUGAUACUUGGAUUGUGUGCUUUUGUGUCUUUGAUUGUUGGCAUUACAAUGGAAGGUUGGCCAAAAGGUGCCCAUGAUGGUCUUGGGAUUGUUGCAAGCAUUCUGCUGGUUGUAUUCGUGACCGCCACUAGUGAUUAUAGACAGUCUUUACAGUUCAAAGAUCUGGACAAAGAGAAAAAGAAGAUUACUAUUCAAGUUACCAGAAAUGAGUGCAGACAGAAGAUCUCAAUAUAUGAGCUUCUUGUUGGUGAUAUUGUUCAUCUUGCUGUUGGGGAUCAGGUCCCUGCUGAUGGACUUUUCGUUUCUGGAUUUUCCUUAUUGAUAAAUGAAUCAAGUCUGACGGGAGAAAGUGAUCCCAAAGUUGUAACUGCUGAGAACCCCUUUCUCCUAUCUGGAACUAAAGUUCAAAAUGGUUCAUGUAAGAUGGUUAUUACCACUGUUGGAAUGAGAACCCAAUGGGGCAAAUUAAUGGCAACUCUUAGUGAAGGUGGAGAUGAUGAGACCCCACUGCAGGUUAAACUAAAUGGAGUAGCAACAAUUAUAGGGAAAAUCGGGCUGUUUUUUGCGGUUAUUACCUUUGCAGUUCUGGUGCAAGGACUAUUUGUACGCAAGAUGCAAGAAGGGUCCCACUGGACAUGGUCUGGAGAUGAAGCUCUUGAGAUGCUUGAAUACUUCGCUAUUGCAGUAACAAUUGUAGUGGUUGCAGUCCCCGAGGGUUUACCAUUAGCUGUGACACUUAGUCUUGCAUUUGCCAUGAAGAAAAUGAUGAAUGAUCGAGCUCUUGUUCGUCACUUGGCAGCUUGUGAAACCAUGGGAUCUGCGACAAAUAUAUGUAGUGACAAAACUGGUACCCUAACUACCAACCAUAUGACACUUGUUAAAGCUUGGAUUUGUGGGGAGACUCGUGAAGUCAAUGGGUCAACAGGGGCGUUAACUUUCUGCUCUACAAUUCCCGAUUCUGUUGUUGGAGUGUUAGUUGAAUCUAUUUUUAAUAAUACUGGUGGAGAAGUGGUGAAGACUGAGAAGAACACUAUUGAAAUUCUUGGUUCACCAACUGAGACUGCUCUUUUGGAAUUUGGUCUCAUGCUUAAAGAAAAACAAGCAGAGAUUCAAACAUCAAAGCUUGUCAAAGUUGAGCCUUUCAACUCUGAGAAAAAGCGUAUGGCAGUUGUUUUAGAACUCCCUGGAGGAAGUUUCAGGGCCCACUGCAAGGGUGCUUCGGAAAUAAUUUUAGGUGCUUGUGAUAAGGUCUUGAAUGCAAAUGGUGAGGUUGUUCCUCUUGGUGAAGAGUUAAACAGUGAUCUAAAAGAUACCAUUGAACUGUUAGCCAAUGAAGCUCUUCGAACUCUUUGCCUUUGCUACAAGGAAUUAGGAAGCGAAUUCUAUGAAAAAGAUCCAAUUCCCUUUGGGGGGUAUACUUUAAUCGGUAUUGUGGGUAUCAAGGAUCCUGUUCGUCCAGGUGUGAAGGAAUCUGUAGCAAUUUGCCGAUCAGCUGGUAUUACUGUGCGUAUGGUAACAGGUGACAACAUACACACCGCAAAGGCAAUUGCCAGAGAAUGUGGGAUAUUAACAGAUGAUGGGAUAGCCAUUGAAGGCCCUGAUUUUCGUGAAAUGACCGAAGAGGAGCUCUUUAAAAUUAUUCCUAAAAUCCAGGUGAUGGCUAGAUCUUCUCCAAUGGAUAAGCAUACACUUGUGAAACAUUUGAGAACUACAUUUGAGGAGGUUGUUGCCGUGACAGGAGAUGGUACAAAUGAUGCUCCGGCACUUCAUGAAGCAGAUAUUGGGCUUGCAAUGGGAAUUGCAGGGACAGAGGUGGCAAAGGAGAGUGCUGACGUGAUCAUUUUAGACGAUAAUUUCUCUACAAUUGUGACUGUGGCCAAGUGGGGUCGCUCAGUUUAUGUGAACAUUCAGAAAUUUGUCCAGUUUCAGCUGACAGUAAAUGUUGUUGCUCUAGUUGUCAACUUUUCUUCUGCCUGUCUGACUGGACAAGCUCCUCUGACUGCUGUUCAGCUACUUUGGGUUAACAUGAUAAUGGAUACGCUGGGAGCACUUGCAUUAGCUACUGAACCUCCGACUGAUGAAUUAAUGCAGCGUACACCCGUUGGAAGGAAAGGAAACUUUAUUACAAAUGUUAUGUGGAGGAAUAUCAUGGGACAGUCAUUAUAUCAGUUUGUGGUAAUAUGGUACCUUCAGACAAGUGGAAAGAUGACCUUUCACCUUGACAAAUCAGACUCUGAUUUGGUUCUGAACACACUUAUCUUCAAUUCGUUUGUCUUCUGUCAGGUGUUCAAUGAGAUAAGCUCUAGAGAGAUGGAGAAGAUAGACGUGUUUAAAGGAAUGCUAAAAAACUAUGUGUUUCUGGCUGUUUUAACUUGCACGGUCAUCUUCCAAAUAAUAAUCAUUGAAUUCUUGGGUACGUAUGCAAACACUAGUCCUCUCACCCUCCCCCAGUGGUUUGCAAGUGUCACCAUUGGUUUCCUAGGAAUGCCCAUUGCUGCUGCUGUAAAGAUGAUCCCUGUUGGAUCCAGAUAGAAGACCAAGUUUCUCUUAAACCUUGAUACAUUUCAAACAUUGAAAGCUUAUUAAGGAAACAAAUUUUUGUAACCAUUCUCUUUUCAAGUUUCAUAUGUUGUUUAAAGGCGUGGUAACUGGUAACAAAGAUUAGGAUGACCAAGUUAUUGAUAUUUUUUGUUUUGUAAUUUGACCCGUCUUCAUUGUUGCUCAAUGCUCUUAUAUUCUUGUGUUUGGUUUGA